Messenger RNA from Drosophila mauritiana, 1998 nucleotides. RefSeq lists its product as uncharacterized. Bases 31 to 1764 code for a protein of 577 amino acids. The record is from RefSeq and is a predicted model, not a curated record. NCBI's taxonomy places the organism in Eukaryota, Metazoa, Arthropoda, Insecta, Diptera, Drosophilidae. Gene Ontology annotation, molecular function: protein binding. The transcript has 3 exons.
ACCGUCGUGGAACGAAGACGAGCUUUAAAAAUGACUCAGCGUCCGCUUAAGUUGGCCCCCAUUUUGGAGGCCCUAGUUCUGAUAGUGGUCCUAAUCGACCAAGUGCAGUGCGGUGAGAUUGAUAUGAGACAAGUGCGCAUAAGGCAGUUUCUGAGUGAGCCCCAGCCCCUGGCCCAGCACCAUUUCAACCACAAUCGGCCGCCGGGUCCCGGACUAGUGCCCCGGAUUAGAUCGCGAUCGGAUAACCUGGCCAUGCUUUCUGGUGGCCCCAACAAGUUCCUGCGAUCCCCGCAACCUGCCACCGCGCAGCACAUCAUGCGUCGCGAGCAGUUCGGGAACUUUCCUCCGAACGACCAGCUCAGGAGGUACCAGUUCGACCAGAAUCAUGAGGGCAGAUUCGCCCACGUGAAGGACGCUCCGGUGCUGGAUGUGGGCAAAAACCAGUUCCCGCCCCAGUAUGUCUCCGAGCAGUACAUCCAGAACUUCAAGUCCUCGCCGCGCUUCAAUGGCAAUGUGAUCAUGAAGGACCACAAGCCAGUGUACGCACCCAUCCAACAGCACGCGAUUCCCGUCCAGGCCUCCCAGUACCUACACUAUCCUAAGCUCUUCGGACAGCAGGGAUCUCCCAGUUUCAGCGUGGUGCCUUCCCAGCAAACUCUUCUCCAAAACAGCCAGUUCCCCCAGGAUCCAAAUAGCUAUUCCGUCUACGAGGAUACCGAUAUUCCUGCGAAGCAGGAUAUCAACCAGGCGGUAAACUUUCGCCAGGCUGUGCCCUCAGCAAAGGAGUCCAGGGAGGCGCAGGACUACUUGCAAUUCAUGAGCACCAACGAGUAUUUCCUUCCCAAGAGGGAUCCUGACUUCAAGAAACUGGACGCCGAGCGGGACCAGCAGAAGCUGCUCCACCAAUAUCCACAGCAAUACAGUCAGCAGCAGCAACAGCAGCAGCUGUAUCAGCAGCAACAGCAGCAGCAUCAACAACCGCAGCAACCGCAGCACCAGCAGCCGCAGCAACAUCAGCCGCAGCAUCAUCAAGAGCUGCAGCAACAUGUUCCCUAUAAAACUGCUGGCCUAGACAACUCAGUCUCCUCCAGUUACAAUGAGCCCAUACAAGUGUCCGACUUGUUCUACCAACAAGAUCCCGCUCCUGCGAAUUCCGCAGUUGUUCGCGGCAGUUACCAGGCAGGUCAGGAUGUCUUCGUUGUAAAGUCCGACGGCAACAAAGCCGUCAAGCAUGUGGUCUCCACUCCCAUGGCGGUCCAGACCACCACUCAAUCGCCGUCGAAGAGCCAGCACUUCGCCAAGAGCCACAAGAGCUUUACCCCGGAGCCCCUGCGAUUCGAGUUCACCGAGCAGGAUGCCAUCAGGGGGUCCAUGAAGUACACCCAAGCCCCGCAAGCCAAUCAGUACUACUACGAAACCGUUGCCCAAGCUCCCCGCGAGCCCGCGAAAUCUCCUGCCCCGAAGAUCGAACUCAGCAAGCCCAUCAAGGAAUACACUGAUGACCCAGAGGAUAGUGCUGACACUGAAAGUGGAAAGCAGCAAGAGGUUCCAAAGGUGCCCACUGUGACGAGUUCAGCUAGUCCUGACGAUCCAAAGGACACGGAGAGCUACUGCGAGAAGAUAUGCGCUAAUGUGUACGAUGAAAACGAUGAAAUAAUCUGUGGAUCCGACGGAUACAUGUACACGGGCGAAACCCAACUGCAGUGCUAUUCGUCAUGCCUCAAUAUAAGUGUGACGAUUAAGAGUAAAGGAUCUUGCUCCUAAAUUAAAAUAAAAUAAAAAACUAUUUGUUUUAAUUUAAUUUAUUCUAGCGCUUACAAUAUAUAAAAAUUUAGUAUAGAACACACAUAAAUUUAUGACACUGGAAAUGGUAAAAUGUAGGGUUUUGUAAAAAGUGAAUUUGAUUUGUUGUUCACGUAUAAAAAUAUCGUGCACUUAUAGCUUUCCUAUUUAUUAAAGUGAUAACUUAUAAACUAUUAGUGCAUGUAUAUUUAAGUU